AUGUUCAUAUUGUUCAUGAUGGUGACCUUUAGCGCGACGCUUUAUCUGGUUUUCGGUCGGGAAAAGGGUUGGAUACUGAUACCAGUGGGUGCUCUUGCUUGUAUGCCGGUAACCUCAUUCGUGAUGAUGCAGUUCCCGCUGAACCUGUCGAUGAGGAAUCUGGUGCAGUUUCCCGUGAAGAAUUUGAUGGGAUUGUCGAUGAGGAAUCUGUUGCAGCUCCCGCUUCUAAUUGAUGUGAUUUCUAAUACCUACUUUCUUGGUAUCUUCAGACGGUAUAUGGAAAGAAUUUCUUGCGCGAUCUUCCAUGAGGAAUGA
Molecule: messenger RNA, 315 nt
Organism: Striga asiatica
Lineage: Eukaryota; Viridiplantae; Streptophyta; Magnoliopsida; Lamiales; Orobanchaceae
Source: the annotation of a GenBank genome assembly